This is a messenger RNA of Phaeodactylum tricornutum CCAP 1055/1, 800 nucleotides long. RefSeq lists its product with no specific name. Gene Ontology annotation, biological process: positive regulation of TOR signaling; cellular response to amino acid stimulus. The record is from RefSeq and is a predicted model, not a curated record. The coding region runs from base 38 to 487 and encodes 149 amino acids. Gene Ontology annotation, cellular component: Ragulator complex. The transcript is spliced from 2 exons. NCBI's taxonomy places the organism in Eukaryota, Bacillariophyta, Bacillariophyceae, Surirellales, Neidiaceae.
GUGUUGGCCUUCGUUUGCCUGGGAGUAUUUCACCAGCAUGGCUUCAAUUUCGUUAUUGCCAGUUGCACUUCAAAACACCCUUCAACAGAUUAUAAUAAGGACCAAUCAAGCGGGCGCAGGGAUACGGGCGAUUCUGUUGUCAACUACUGAGGGAGUUCCGCUGGGACGCCUCUACGCCACAGAUCAGCCUUUGAACGAAGACGUGCUGGCAUCUAUAGAAUCGGUAUGGGCGCCGGCUUCUAAGCAACUUCCAGUUCUUGGGCUGGAAAAAGCGCAACAAGUUACUGCGAUUUAUGACCAUGGGAUUCUCAUUCAUGUUUAUCAAACGCCAGUGAUAGUGACUAUUCUUUGUAAUCCCCAGUCAAACAUUGGAGCUAUACGCUCCAGCGGAAUCCCUUUACUCAAAGAAGUGCUUGAGCCUCUCUGCACAACUCUCAACAAUUCACUCAGACCUGAUUAUGAAAGUGACCCAGUGUAUCAACAGUAGUUGCUUCCAUUUCAGUUAAUGAAGACUUUCCGCCCAAGUAAUGUUACCUAAAGCUAACAGACAGGAAUCUUUAUUUCGAUGUUUGAUAAAGUACAACAGGUAUUUAUCCAUAUUGGUAGUUCCUAUCCAUCGCGAACUUUAUACUCGGGAGCGGCGGAUUGAAUAAUCUUAAACGUAAGCACAUUCCAUGCUGCAGAAAGAUCUUUUACUCGAGAGAAAGCAAGUCAAACGGCCACGAAAGUUCAAGAUCUAUGCAUGGAGAGAUCUCCGUGAAUAAAAGAGAUGUGUAUUGACGAGUCUAAAGUGAAAUUAC